Messenger RNA from Brassica rapa (field mustard), 5377 nucleotides. RefSeq names its product aluminum-activated malate transporter 10. NCBI's taxonomy places the organism in Eukaryota, Viridiplantae, Streptophyta, Magnoliopsida, Brassicales, Brassicaceae. Gene Ontology annotation, biological process: malate transport. The record is from RefSeq and is a predicted model, not a curated record.
UUUAGUUUUCAGAUCCUACGAUUAUGUGUUUAGGGACUUAUGUGAGACCUAAUCUCGAAAGCAAAGUCUAAUUUGGAAACUAAGGAGACCCAAAUUGUCCAUGAAGGGAAUUGCGUAUUGAAUACAACACACUGUGACAACAAAUUAACAUAACACUAUUCCAUUCACAGAUGUGACAUAGUAUGCGUAUUAUAAGUUUAUAACACUAUUCUAUUCACAAAUAUAACAUAGUAUUCUUAUUAUAUUAUUAUUUUUGUAAUGAAAACACAUACACGACAAUAUACCUGCUCCAACUAAAGACUAUUCCAAUCACAAAUCGUUUUCUCAAAUACCCACUGAGAUUCUAUUUUUAUUUGUUUUUAUUCUCAUGAGAAGACCGACGAUGACUUCUGUCUUUGCAUUUUUUUUUUGUCUUUGCUUUUUUUUACCAAAUAGAAACACUAAUAGAUAAAAGGGUUAAUUUGCUAGAUGACUAUAAUGGGAAAAAUAUUAGUUUUGUAGUAAGAAGGUAGAGAGAGAUAGGAAGGGAAAUGAAGAGAGAGAGGGUUAUAUGGUUAGAUGAUGAAAUAUAGUUUUUUUUUUUGUUACAGGGUCAAAUUUCCCUAGAUAAAAUCCUGGAAAUAUUAGUCAAAAAAAUCCUGGAAAGUGGAAAUAUUGAUCAUUUUGUUAGUUUAAGUGGUAUCAGUCUGAAUUUGAAGUUGAAAAUUAUGAUAUAUAUAUAUAUAUAUAUAUAUAUAUAUAUAUAUUAAUAUAUAAGUUCAUCUUGAAAAUGCUUUUUUUUUUUGUUCAAAUCUUGAAAAUGCUUAAAUUGUCUUAUAAUAGUCUAUGUCUUUAUCAAUAAUCUAUAUGUCUAAAUAAUAGUCUAUACCUCAAAUUAAGCAUUUUAGACGCUAACUGUUACUCCCUCCGUUUUUUUUAUAUAUGACGUUUUAGGAUUGUGCACAUAGAUUAAGAAACAUUUAAUUUCUAAACAAAAACAUUAUUAAUUGUUUACCUAACUAUAAUUUAACCAAUAAUAAAAUAGAAACUAUAAUAUCAUUGGUUAUCUAACAUUAAUUAGUAAUACAUUUUACAUAGAAAAUUGAAAACGUCAAAUAAUUUGAAACAAAAAAAUUCUUCUAAAACGUCAUAUAUAAAAAAACGGAGAGAGUAUAAGAUUACUAUCCACUUAAUGCCUAACAUCUUUUUUACACUGAAUAUAACUAAUUAAAAUGCAUAAUACGAAACCUACAACCACCUUCGUACUUAUUUAGUGAUUGUAAGUUGUACCAUUUACAUGAAUAAUGUCAAAGUAUACUGAUCUGCCACCAACAGUAGGAUUCAUAUAUAUCUCCACGAAAAGGAUGGUGUUAAAAGAUGCAUGGACCUAAGUUACUUAACUAAUAACACAAAAUCAUGCAUAAAUAUUAGUAAUGGUGCUACUAAGGUAGUAAGCGUAGCUUUUUUUUUUGUCACGAUGGUAGUAAGAGUAGCCAAAGGUCCUUUCCCCCUGACUUGGCUCAAAUGGGAUUUUCGAAAAUAAGUGGGCAUUUGAUUCUGUUGAUCAUGGGAUGGAUGGGAUGUCACGAAUCUGCUCAUUACGGGCCUCAGGUUUGGGCUUUAUGGCCUUCCUCUCAAACCAUUACUUCACAAUUACCUUUGAAAGGGCAGUGGCACUGGCUGGUUCGUCGCGUCGUCUCUCUAGAGUUUUAAGCUCUCCACCAUGAAAACGCAGCAGAAGAACAACGAUUUGUCAAUCCAUUACCCGAAUACGCAACUCUCGAUCGAAAGCCUCAGAUAAUGGAAGAGAAAGCUCCUCAUUGCCUAUCACAAUAUAUCUCAUAAUCGAUAUCUUCUUGAGGCUGCCGUUGAAGUCAAUAGCGAUAUGUACUAAUACAUACCAAACCAUGCAUGGACAUAAAACAUUUCUGGUGAUAUGUAACCCUACCACCAGACAAGUCUUGCAUUUUCCCAAAGUGAAGACGAGGAGACUUGAUGUGUGGAGUAUGUUUGAUUAUGAUCCGAUUGAUAAACAGUUCAAAGUAUUGUGCAUGACACGGUUAAGGAAUGGAAGAGAUUUUCAAGAGAGCAUAAAGUUCUGACAUUAGGAACUCAAAACCCGUCAUGGAAAAUGCUCGAGCGUUGCGUACGGCAUUAUGAUUAUUCACCACCUGAAGAGAUAUGCAUCAAUGGCGUUUUGAUUAUUUUUGCUUCUAUGUUUUUAAAUUUUUAUUAUGAAAUCAAAUCUAGAUGUUUUACUUUUUGUUAAUCACACUCUAUAAAACUUCAACGUUCAUUCACUUACAUUUUAACAAACAAACAAACUAUAUUACUCGGUGCUAGUUUUGGAUACUCAAAAUAAAUCCUGCAGAGUCUUAAAUCAAGUAAGAUUUGCAUGGCAAUGAUUUAGAUUAUUUUUGGCGGAUAUACCAAUUAGAUCUUUUAAAAGAAAUAUUUCAUUCAUGACCUAAUCCCAACACGAUCGAUAUAUGUAUAAACAAAUUCGAUAAGACAAAAGAAAGGAGUUUUUUUUUUGUCAACAAAAGAAAAGGAGUUAAUUAACCGCUCUUUUAGUCUUCUUGUCGCAUCGCCAACAAAAGGUAAUAAACUGAAGAGCACUUCACAAAUAGUUUCACAAGACCCAAUAGAGCAACCCGAAGUAGCCGAUAUUUUCUUCUUUGUAUUCUUCGGUUAAGUUUAGACAAUACAAAUAAUAACUAUAUAAAAAUUAAAUAAAAAUCUUGAUAAGUGAUAAUAUAUUUUAAGUACGUCCACUUAGGGCAAGAUAAUAUUUUGAUAAGGAACCAAACAAUUGAAUUGGGUCUAUUUAAUUUGACCUAAAAUAAAGUUAGGUUAUGUCAUCUUUUCCCUCUAUUUGGUUUGAUAUAUAUGUACCACACCCAAGGAUUGUAACUUGUUAUAUACAAUAUUAUUAAAUUAAAGGUACUGCUGUAAGUCAAAACGUACCACUUGCAUAUAGUAUCUUUGACAUCAGUUAUAGUGCAUGUAAUAGUAAAUUCAAGUCGAGCUUCAUUGCAUGAAAGAAGAAACAAAAAUAAGACAAAUUAUUAAAUUAGUUUCGUGAUACACGGUGAAUUAACCAAAAGGAAUAUGCGAAAAGCUUUAUUUGCGUAGGACCAUCCCAUCCACUUUUCAUGUGUUUACUUGAUGCGAAAUCGUGUAUGUAGUACGCAUGCAAUAAACACAAACACGCACACGUAUCUUUGAUAUCACUUUAUUAGUGGCUAGUGCAUGCAUGUUAUAGUAAUUUAAUUUCAUUCCACUAAUUUAUUUAAUAUAUGCGUGUAUGUGACUAUGAUAACACUGAGUACAAGUGAGGUAGUCAGGGUUUUGAUACAUAAACUCUUCGACUAUCUUUUAUAUGUGCAAAUUUUAUGAAUUGAAACUUCUUAUAGCUUGUGACAUUUAAAUGUACUAUUAUGUACGAAGGUGUCAACGUCAGUACGUAGUUACGUACAAGUGCGAUGACGACUCUGCAACUUUAUAAUUAGGCCACUCCAUAUCCAAGUGGAGAGAGUGAUUAAUGACAUAAAUAAAUAGAUAACGAAUAUUAUUAUUUCACUACUAAAAAUGAUUUCAAGAACAUUGAACGUUAACUAUCUGCCACCCUUAUAAUUUAUAUAUAUGUAACGCCCCAAAUUGCAUUGCUCAGCAAACGAAACAUAUUCAUUCCACCCUAUUUAGUUUAAAGUUUAAAAUUCGGGUUCUCAGGUAUAGUUACAUGGCAUCAAAAGUAGAACCAGGGAAGCUAGAGUGGAGGAUAAGUGUUGACAAUGAGACAACAAAGAGACUAGUUCCUAAGUCAGGACCUAGUGAAAGGAUCUUUCUUUGGCUAAAAGGGUUGAUAAUGAAGACUUGGAGGAUUGGGGCAGAUGAUCCGGCCAAAGUGGUUCACUGUCUCAAAGUAGGACUUGCACUUUCAUUAGUCUGUAUCUUCUAUUACAUGAGAUCUUUGUAUGAUGGAGUUGGAGGAAAUGCUAUGUGGGCUAUCAUGACCGUUGUUGUCGUCUUUGAGUCCAAUGUUGGAGCAACAUUCUCCAAAUGUGUGAACAGAGUGGUGGCAACUAUAUUAGCUGGAUCACUAGGCAUUGCUGUUCAUUGGGUUGCAACUAAAUCAGGAGAAGCUGAGAUUUUUGUGAUUGGAUCCUCUGUUUUUCUCUUUGCUUUCACAGCUACUUACUCGCGGUUUGUGCCGUCAUUCAAAUCCAGAUUCGACUAUGGAGCAAUGAUCUUUAUCCUCACAUUCAGCCUUGUCUCAGUAGGGGGUUACCGAGUAGAUAAGCUGGUUGAUAUGGCUCAGCAAAGAGUGUCAACCAUUGCAGUUGGAACAACUAUAUGCAUUAUCAUUACUAUCUUCAUAUGUCCCAUAUGGUCAGGAACUCAGCUGCACCGUCUUGUUCAAUGUAAUUUUGUCAAACUUGCCGAUUCAUUAGAUGGUAAGGGUAUAAAAAGUUAUAAAACUUGUCACGCAAGGUUCUCUCAUAUUAGCUAUAUAUCCGCGCUGAUUAUUAUCAUUAAAACUGCAGGCUGUGUGGCAGAGUACUUCAAGAAGAGAGACGUCUCGACGAAUGAGAAUGAAGAUGAAACUAACUUGAAGGUUCAAGGAUUCAAAUGUGUACUAAACUCUAAGGGAAUAGAGGAAGCAAUGGCGAAUCUGGCCAGAUGGGAACCUGCACAUGGAAGCUUUAACUUCAGGCAUCCAUGGCAACAAUAUGUAAAGAUAGGGGCUGCUAUGUGCAGAUGUGCUUAUUGCCUGGAGAAUCUUAGUAUCUGCAUGAACUAUGAAACGGAGGUACCAGACCAAGUCAAGAAGCAUUUCAGAGAAACUUGUAUGAAACUCACCGCAGCUUCUUCAAAAAUCUUGAGAGAAUUAGCGGAUAUCUUGAAGAACACUAGAAGAUCUUCAAAGAUGGAUUUUCUAGUGUUUGAUAUGAACUCAGCAGUACAAGAGCUUCAAGAGACCUUAAAAACUAUCCCAAUCCAAACCAACAAACCUGAAGAAGAAGAAGAAGUCCCAUCUGAUGAAGGUGAAGACAGAACCAUACCGAUGAGCCUACAUGAAGUACUUCCAGUUGCCACUUUGGUUUCCUUGUUAAUCGAAAUCGCAGCUAGGAUUCAAACAACUGUGGAAGCAGUGGUUGUACUCGCAAAUCUUGCAGAUUUCAAACAAGAUUCAAAAAAGAAAACUGAAGACAACAACACUAACCAACCACCACUAAGUUCUUAAAUCACUUUCAAUUACACUACAUGAAGAUCUUAAACCAAGUUUUCAUGUAUAUAUACAAGCCUUUUAGGAUAUGGUUGUUUAAGGCCAAAAAGCAAGUUAUGGAACUUCAUCUUAAAAAAAAGAUCAUAGCUAAAAACAUUGUCACCAUAG